CUCACACUCUGAACUGACCUGCCUCUCUAUCUGGAUAGAAACACUGGGAACCAUCUCAACCCUUUUUACGCACAGCCUCUCUUCUACAAUUGUUUGGGGGAAACUCCUCCGCUUUUUCGGACCUUCCCUCUUUCUUUUUAAUUGUGAAAGUAAGUUUUCAUCAGCAUGGAGCCCUACACGGUCCCCGGGGCGCAGCUUUCCCUGGCCGACCUUUACUCCGUCAUCCCCUACAAUGUCACCUUCCCGGACGAGGGUUUCCUGCCCAACAACGACACCGAUGCUCCGGUUCCCGGGGCUCGCAGCGCCGCGGGGCUGAUCAUCGCCAUCUCCAUCACGGCUCUGUACUCCGUGAUCUGCGUGGUGGGGCUGCUGGGAAACGUGCUGGUGAUGUACGGGGUAGUCAGAUACACCAAGAUGAAGACACCCACAAACAUCUAUAUCUUCAACCUGGCCCUCGCAGACGCCUUGGCGACGAGCACGCUGCCGUUCCAGAGCGCCAACUACCUCAUGAACAACUGGCCUUUUGGGGAAGUCUUGUGCAAGCUCAUCAUCGCCAUCGACUACUACAACAUGUUCACGAGCAUCUUCACCCUCACCAUGAUGAGCGUGGACCGAUACGUCGCCGUGUGUCACCCCAUCCGGGCGCUCGGGUUUCGAACGCCGGUCAAAGCGAAGAUGAUAAACGUGCUAAUCUGGGGUUUGUCCUCGGCGAUUGGGGUGCCCAUUAUGGUCAUGGCUGUGACUAAAGUGAACGAUAAUGGUAAAACCGUGUGCACGUUGAAGUUUCCUGACCCCACCUGGUACUGGGACACGGUGACAAAGAUCUGCGUCUUCAUCUUCGCCUUCGUGGUUCCCGUGCUGGUCAUCACCAUCUGUUACGGCCUCAUGAUCCUGCGUCUGAAGAGCGUCCGGCUGCUCUCCGGCUCCAAGGAAAAGGACCGGAACAUGCGGCGAAUCACCCGAAUGGUCCUGGUGGUGGUUGCCGCCUUCAUCAUCUGCUGGACGCCCAUCCACAUCUUCAUCAUCGUGAAGACUAUGGUGAAGAUCGACAACAGGAACCCCUUCGUGAUUGCCACCUGGCACCUUUGCAUCGCCUUGGGAUACACCAACAGCAGCCUCAACCCGGUCCUCUAUGCCUUUCUGGAUGAGAAUUUCAAGCGGUGUUUCAGGGAUUUCUGCCUCCCCUGUCGAACCCACGUGGAGCAGCACAGUCAGACCCGAGGACGCAACACUGCCAUGGAGCCGGUGUCCGUGUGCGCUCCGUCGACCACUGGGAAGAAGCCGGCAUGACUAGGCAUGGAGUGGGUCCCUCACAGCUCUCGCUCCAGGAGGAUCCAGCAAGAUCUGCAAUCAGAAGUCACCCAGAUCUCCACAACAGAGUUUUGAAAAAAUCUUAAAGAGGAAGAAGUCUCAAAGAACUGAGUCGUGACGCUUAUUCUCCCCAAUUUGGAAAUUCAGCUAAAGAGAAAGAAAAAACGAGUCGCUCUGAUGUUACUGUUCCAUUAAAGUUCUAAGAAAAUAUCCAAAUGUAAAAAGGGAAGAUUUUGAAACAAAACAUCCCCAGCUCACGAUUUGUCUUCCCAAUGGACCGGAGAAAUGACUUUUGAUGAUGGAAAUAUGAUAGCUGGUUUCUAUCUCAGCGAGCAGAGAAUGCAUUUGUUAAAUUGCAUUGUUAUAAACCAGACGGACUGUCAGGGUAAAUAGAGCGCGACAAAAUAAAUGUGUGUGAAAACUGGGCUGUUCAGUUCAAACUUCAUAAUUUCUCCCGAAGGAACACUUACCUUCACCAAACAAAAAACAGGUUGGAGUUUUGACGUUUUUCCAUUUAUUUCUUCGACAUAAACCCGAAGCAAAUGAGCCUUACAGCGUAACACGACUCCACUGACACCCACCGACAGCUGGAUGAUGAAUUGCAGCACAGUUCGUGCACAACAAUGCCGACCAAUCUGUACCUGGUAGAAGAAGGGGAGUCUUAUUUGGUUUCUUUCUUUUUAGUUAUUUAUGUUUUACAGCAAGAUUUGUGUGUUUCCCGUUAGACUAUGCCACCAUCAGCUGUGUUUAAAGAUACAUGCGGGGCACAAUGUUCCAUGGACUUGAAAUGGAUCUAUGUCAAUUGUAAUGUUACACCACAAUGCUUUUGACAAGAAAAUAUCAAAGAAAAAGGAAAGACAACGAUCCAAUGCUUGGAAAUGUCUUUCUGCUCUGCUUACAGAUGGAAGACAGACAUGGAAAGAGACUAUAAAUAUUCACAACUCUGUGCCGUGAUACAUUCCUGAAUAUUUUCUUACAACGCCAGUGAUCGUUAAAGUGUACUGUAUAUACUCACUUUGCUUUAACCAAUUGCUACAGGAUAUCUCUCCCCUGUCGUUAUUUUUGCUAAGGGCGCAAUGACAGAACUGUAUAUAGUUAGUUUUCCAACAACGUAUGGUAAAAUGACAGGAUAUUGUGGGUUCCUUGGGUUCAAAUGCGAAAAAUCCACAACGGCCAAAACCAGUGAAGCUUGGAUUUCUUCUGUGUUUUCUGCUCACUCCUACUUGACUUUCAUGAGCGUUGUCAAGCCUGCCGACAGCGUCUCAGUGGAUCAGUAAAAGAAUAGAGAUGCUGCCUCUGAAAAACCUUGUUUGCAGUAUUUCCUUCACCUCAAUUCACUGUUUGAAAUGUGAAGUCGAUGGACACCUCCAAACACAUACUCUUCAUCACAGUGUACACGAAGAGGCCUAAUCUCACAGCUUCAAGGAGAUUAUUGAUCGCGUUUUAAAUUAGCAUAAGACUAUGUGUCACAUGGAAUAUAUGUGGCGCGUUAAGGACUUGUUGAAGGGGGAUUUGUUCUCUGUGAUUUAUGUACUCCGAUAGAUCCUGCCACCAAUCAAACUCCAGGCAUCGAUCAAUGGAUGCCGUUGAUGAUGAUUUCAGCUUUGCAUAUACCAGAUGAUGUGUGUCAGAUGUAAUAAUGAAGAGAUCAUUCAAAUGUACUCUCAUGUGGAUAUAUUUUGAAAGCUGAAUCUGUAUUGACGAGCAAACAUGUCAAAAAACAUGACAGAAUUAUGAUUAAUGUGGAAAACACCAAAUUGAACAUGAAUAGAAGUUCAGUCAGACAACUCACGUGUUUCCUAAUGUGUUCAUUAUAAGCAGCAUAUAG
Molecule: messenger RNA, 3139 nt
Organism: Gymnodraco acuticeps
Lineage: Eukaryota; Metazoa; Chordata; Actinopteri; Perciformes; Bathydraconidae
Gene: oprd1a
Product: opioid receptor, delta 1a
Exons: 3
Coding region: 166-1290 (374 amino acids)
Biological process (GO): G protein-coupled opioid receptor signaling pathway; neuropeptide signaling pathway
Cellular component (GO): neuron projection; membrane
Molecular function (GO): G protein-coupled enkephalin receptor activity; neuropeptide binding
Source: RefSeq, a predicted model, not a curated record